Molecule: messenger RNA, 6952 nt
Organism: Bombus impatiens (common eastern bumble bee)
Lineage: Eukaryota; Metazoa; Arthropoda; Insecta; Hymenoptera; Apidae
Gene: didum
Product: unconventional myosin-Va
Exons: 23
Coding region: 601-6189 (1862 amino acids)
Biological process (GO): actin filament organization; vesicle transport along actin filament
Cellular component (GO): actin cytoskeleton; cytoplasm; vesicle
Molecular function (GO): ATP binding; actin filament binding; microfilament motor activity
Source: RefSeq, a predicted model, not a curated record
AGGAGUCGAAGAGGGGCGCCGAAUCUAAACCCGAUAACGAACCAGCUGGUGGCAGUGCCGUCGGACGACGUUUACGUGGAAGUACGGCCUUCGCGAAAAUUCAUUUCUCUAUCCAAUCACUGUCGAAUGAUUCUAACGAAGAAAUUUGAAAAACGAUAGAGACAGUGUCACAAAAUCAGAAAUUGUUAAAACGAUUACCUGUGAUUCUUGUUAUCGGUAAUUGGUGAUCCAUCGAUUUUUGGUGAUUCCUGAUCGAAACAAGGCAAAGCAAAGGGAACAGAGAAGAAGAAGAAGAAGAAGAAGAAGAAGAAGAAGAAGAAGAAGAAGAAGAAGAAGAAGAAGAGGAAGAAGAAGAAGAGAAAAAACAAAAACAGAAACAUGCCUUGACCGCACCUCAGGUGACACCAGGAUGUAUUGUAUAGUCGAAAGAAUAUCACUGUGCUUGUAGCGCGUAUAACUUUUGAUUGGACGACAAAUGUCGUAGGUAUUCUUAUCUGUGCUGAGGUGUGUGCGUGUGUGAGUGAAAUCGUGUGUGGCUGUGGGUGCUGCUCUCCUCGAUUGUAUCUGACCUGACCCAGGUGAGCACCUGGACCAACAAAGAUGACUACGAGGGAGUUAUACGUGAAGGGUGGUAAGGUAUGGGUGCCGCACCCAGAAAAGGUUUGGGAAGGCGCGGUGCUUCUGGAAGAUUACAAAUUAAAACAGGGAACCUUGAAAGUUAAUACGGACGAUUCCAAUCAGACGAAGGUCUUGGAGAUCAAAUCAGAUUCCGAUUUACCACCGUUAAGAAAUCCUGAUAUACUUAUAGGGGAGAAUAACUUGACAUCGUUGUCGUUUCUUCACGAGCCAGCUGUUCUGUAUAAUCUACAGAUUCGUUUUCAACGACACUGUAUUUACACUUAUUGCGGUAUCGUUUUGGUUGCGUUUAACCCAUACAAUGAACUUCCAAUUUAUGGCAACGACACGAUAUGGGCGUACAGGGGUCAGGCGAUGGGCGAUUUGGAACCUCAUAUAUUCGCCGUCGCUGAAGAAGCGUACACCAAGCUGGAAAGGGAAGGUCACGACCAAUCUAUUAUCGUUUCUGGAGAAUCCGGCGCUGGAAAAACUGUCUCUGCAAAAUAUACGAUGCGAUAUUUCGCUACCGUCGGUGGUUCAACGACCGAGACGCAGGUCGAGAAGAAAGUCCUUGCCUCUCUACCGAUCAUGGAAGCUAUCGGUAAUGCAAAGACAACGAGAAACGAUAAUUCCUCGAGAUUCGGGAAGUUUAUCGAGAUUCAAUUUAACAAACACUACCACAUCACCGGGGCCAGUAUGAGAACUUAUCUCCUGGAAAAGUCAAGAGUCGUGUUUCAGACAUACGAGGAAAGGAAUUAUCAUAUAUUUUAUCAAAUGUGCGCAGCCGCAGCGCGUCUACCUCAUUUGCAUUUGAGCCACCAGAGUAAGUUUCACUAUCUAAAUCAAGGAAAUGAUCCCUUGAUAGAUGGCGUGGAUGACUUGAUGUGUUUCGAUGAGACGAUAAGCGCGCUCACCAUGCUUGGAUUCUCGUCCAAGCAGCAGGACGACAUGCUUCGUAUUUUAGCAGCUAUUAUGCAUUUGGGAAACGUGAAUAUAGGGAAUGCCGAUAACCAAAAUUCGAGCAAUGAAAACGACACCGAAACCAGUUACAUUCAUUCGUCAGACAAACAUCUAUUGAUGAUGUGCGAGCUGUUGGGCACCGACGUAAACGCGAUGAGAAAAUGGCUGUGCCAUAGAAAAAUCGUGUCGAUGAGGGAAGUAUUCUUGAAACCAAUGAACGUGGAACAAGCGAUUGGCGCUAGAGACGCACUGGCCAAACAUAUUUACGCGGAAUUGUUCAACUGGAUCGUAGCUGGCAUCAAUAACUCCUUGCAUUCUCAAAACAAACCCCAGUGUUUCAUCGGUGUCCUGGAUAUCUACGGUUUCGAGACGUUCGAGGUCAAUUCUUUCGAACAGUUCUGCAUAAAUUACGCGAACGAGAAGCUUCAACAACAAUUCAAUCAGCACGUCUUCAAGUUAGAGCAGGAGGAGUAUUUUAAGGAGGAGAUCGAAUGGACUUUCAUAGACUUCUAUGACAAUCAACCUUGUAUCGAUCUCAUCGAAACGAAACUGGGUAUCCUCGAUUUGUUGGACGAGGAAUGUAGGAUGCCGAAAGGUUCGGAUAGUUCAUGGGCGGAUAAACUUUACUCGAAAUGUGGAAAAUCGAAACACUUCGAAAAACCACGAUUCGGAACUUCUGCCUUCUUGAUUCACCACUUUGCCGACCGGGUGCAAUACGAAACGACUGGAUUUUUAGAAAAAAACAGAGACACCGUUAUCGAGGAACAGGUUGACGUACUGCGAAACGGAGACAAUAAGUUAUUGAAGAAGUUAUUCAGCGAAGAGGAUCCGAAGCUUAUGGUACCAUCGAACGUGAGACUGAAAGUAUCGGCUCAAAAGCCAGCAUUAAAUUCGCCUAAGCAAAAUAAGAAAACGGUAGGUUCGCAAUUUCGCGACUCCUUGAAUAUGUUGAUGUCUACAUUAAACGCAACUACACCGCAUUACGUGCGCUGUAUCAAACCAAACGAUACCAAGGAAGCAUUUGAAUACAACCCAAUUCGUGCGAUGCAGCAAUUACGGGCUUGCGGUGUCCUAGAGACGAUUAGAAUAUCCGCCGCUGGAUUUCCCAGUCAAAGAACAUACAACGAAUUCUUUCUCAGGUACAGGAGCCUCUGUAAAUUCAAGGAUAUUCGACGCGACGACCUCAAAGAAACCUGUCGACGAAUAUUGGGCAGGUAUAUCAAAGACGAAGAUAAAUUUAAAUUCGGCAAGACGAAGGUUCUUUUUCGUGCUGGUCAAGUAGCUUAUCUAGAAAAGCUACGAGCGGAACGACAGCGAGAUGCUUGUGUUAUGAUCCAAAAAACGGUGCGCGGUCUGAUAUGCCGUAGUAGGUAUAAGAAGAUUCGAUGUGCUGUGCUUGGUCUUCAAAGAUACGGAAGAGGAUACAUCGCUAGGCAGAAAGCUCAGGCUGUGAGGGAAGAAAGGGCCGCGACGAAAAUUCAAGCUCGUGUCAAAGGUUGGCUGAAGAGGCGUCGAUAUCUCCAGAUAAAACGCACAAUUCUCGGUAUUCAGACGUACGGCAGGGGAAAACUGGCGCGGCAGAAAUACGAACGAAUGAAGGACAAUGCGGCAGCGAUUGUAAUUCAGAGAUUCGCCAGGGGUUACCUUGUUCGAAUGGCGUGCAAGAAAAAAUUAAGAGAUAUUAUAACCGUUCAGUCUUGCAUCAGAAGGCAUAUGGCGAGGAAAGAGUUUAAGAGAUUGAAAGCUGAAGCGAGAAGCGUGGAACACGUAAAAUCUCUGAACAAGGGAUUAGAGAAGAAGAUAAUGACCCUGCAGCAAAAGAUCACCGAGCUUAUGAAAGAGAAUCAAGUAUUGAAGAACGUUCAGAACGAGGUGAUAGACUUGAAACACAAAUUAGAAGGACUGAAAUCCGUAGACGCGGAGAAUAAGAAAUUAAAUGCUAUACUAAUAGAGAAAGCGAAAGAAUUAGAAAAGAUUCAGGAUAUCGUGAAAGCUGAAAGAGAUGAAAAAAUGGAUAUUUUACAGGACAAGGAAAGAAAUACACAAGAGAAAGAACAAGAAAAUAUGGAGCUUCUGGGUGAAAUCGAAAAGUUGCGAAAGGAACUUUCGGUAGCUAAUGAAAAGUUGAAGAACAACCAACGCGGUGCUGAAGAGAACUUGAAGUAUCGUUUAGAACAGGAAAAAGAUCUUCUCCUGCUGGACCAAGACCAGGAUCGUGGCGCCUAUCAGAAAUUAUUGAAAGAGUAUCACGAGUUAGAGCAACGUACAGAAAUGUUAGAACAGAAACUCGCUAUGCAUGCUCCUGCACACUCGCGUUCUCUUAGCAAUGCUUCCAGCAGUAGCGGACAAAUCGUGUCUACGGAACUUCCACAAGAUGACCAGAAUAUCGAUUUGGGUUACGGUUCGGUAAGAUCGACUGCUUCUUCCUCGACUCCUUACUCACGGCUGGAAACGAUUGACUGGAAUCAGCAAAGGUCAGAUAGUCCACCCGAUGGAGAGGUCCAAUCAAAUAAAUCACCUGCCGAAACGAAUGGUCCGACACACGCGCCAGUAGAUAUUGGAUUAGUGUUGAAGCUUCAACAGAAAUUAAAGGAUGUUGAGAAAGAGAAGGGAAGAUUAAUCAGAAUGGUGGAAGAUUUAGAACGUGAUAGUCCCGAAGAAACUUCGAGGAUGCAAGAUACAUUUAGGCUUCAAGAAUUGGAAAUGGAAAAUGCUCAAUUAAAGAAAGAUUUAGGUACUUUAAGAAAAAGCGUUUCCUCAACAGGCCUAACUGGUGCCCAGCAGAAUCUCAUGGGACAAUUUGAUGCGCUUCAAGAAGAGCUUGAGAGAAGACGAGAAGAAUGCAUUCAACUGCAUAGCGUGUUGGCAGAUAAUACACGAAGAAUGAAGAGCUUAGGCUCGAAUUAUGGCCGUGAUGUGGACAUUAUAAACGAAGACGGCGAAUUAGUACUCGCCUUCGAAACACAGAAAAAGAUCAACAGUAGACUUAAGACAAAGCGAAAGGCCUCAAGAGAGCAAUUAGAAGACGAGCUUCAAAUGAAGGAGAAAGGGUGGCGGGCACAGAGGGAUGAAUGGCGAGCGGAAAUCGAUAGGUUACAGGAGGAAAUUGAGAAGCAGCAGAAGUUACUAUCCGUGAAUUUGAGCAAAUCGCCGCAGACCCAGACUGAGGCAUAUAUGCAACACGAAAUUGCCAGGCUAACGUCUGAAAAUUUGGAAUUGCAAGAAAAAUACGAUAAAAUAGCAGAAGAAUGCAGGAAGUUUAAGAGGCAAUGCAAAAUACUUGCGAAACGUCUGAGGGAUGCAGGCUAUGAGGGAGACGAUACUAAGGAACAUAAGGAGCGCCCUCAUAUGUCAAGGGGCGCCGUGCCAGAUACUGCAGAAUCUGUAAGCGAUUCUGCGAUAAUGUCUUCCAAUAGUCAGUCGGGAGAUAAUGGAAGUAAUUUGCCAGUUAUCCGGAAGAAAGAAAGAGAUUAUGAGGGCAUGUUCGAGUUUAGAAAAGAAGAUAUCAACAUAAUAAUACGUCAUCUCGUUUUCGAGUUAAAACCUAGAAUCGCGGUGACAUUACUUCCUGGUCUGCCAGCUUAUAUUCUUUUUAUGUGUAUAAGGCAUACAGACUGCGUAAACGACGAUGAAAAAGUGAGAUUGUUAUUAACGGCAUAUCUCAAUGCUGUGAAACGUGUAGUCAAGAAACGUGAGGACUUUGAUUGUAGCGUACUCUGGUUCAGCAACACCUUGAGAUUGUUGCAUAAUAUGAAACAGUAUUCGGGAGACAAACCUUUUCAAAUCGAAAACACACCAAGACAAAAUGAGCAAUGUCUUAGAAAUUUCGAUUUAAGCGAGUAUCGCCUUGUAUUGAGCAACGUGGCGCUUUGGAUUUUCAAUAAUAUCGUAACGAAUCUUAAAGAAAGGAUUCAAGCUCUGACUGUCCCCGCUCUUCUCGAACACGAAGCUAUAUCAGGCUUGAAUUCUAACAAACUCGGUCGACCACGAUCAUCCUCUAUGGGAGAGGAGCCAGAAUCAACUCAACAAAAGCUUAAUAAACUUCUCGAUGAACUUACUUUAGUGUAUAAAACUCUUCAAUAUCAUGGUGUUGAUCCUGAGAUUGUCGUGCAACUUUUCAAACAACUGUUUUAUUUCAUGUGCGCUAGUGCUCUGAAUAACUUGCUUCUCAGGAAUGAACUUUGUCACUGGACGAAGGGCAUGCAAAUAAGAUAUAAUUUAAGCCAUUUGGAACAAUGGGGACGAGAUCGAAGAUUAGAAGCAGCAUCCGAAGUGCUUCAGCCAAUUGUACAAGCAGCACAGCUUUUGCAAGCUCGUAAAACAGAUGAAGACGUAAAUUCUGUGUGCGAAAUGUGCAACAAAUUAACCGCGAAUCAAAUAGUGAAAAUUCUAAAUUUGUAUACACCAGCUGACGACUUUGAAACGCGCGUGCCAGUUUCGUUCAUCAAGAAGGUACAGGAAAAAUUGAGUGAACGUGGUGAGAACAACGAACAGCUGUUAAUGGAUCUUAUGUAUUCAUACACAGUAAGAUUACCAUUCAAUCCAUCGGAUAUUCGACUAGAGGAUAUCGAAAUACCAGAAGUACUUCAUUUACCCAUGCUCAAAAAGGUGUAAUCAUAGGAAAGGAAAAACUUAGAGGCCCUGCUGUGCAUAUAAUUUUUACGAUUGUACGUCAAGACUUAAGGAGGAUGGUGUUGAUAUAAGGCUCUGCUGGAACUUGCGAUUUAAACAUCUGAAUUGAGUGGACAUUGGACGUACGUUAAAUAAGAAUAAGUGAGAUAUAAGAAUGCAAGUAUAUACGAUGAAACGAAGUGCCGAAUUCUGUAUCGUAUGGUACAGAAAUGUUGUUAUGGAGAUUAAAGAUGUUUAAGAAGUGCGUUGUUUCUUGGUGUUGUUAGUCUAUCAAAAGUUGUUAUGGCAAAAUAUUGCAACUCCAAGCAUGAACUUUAUGUAUGUAAUAAAUCUAUUGGAGAUGCACUUAUUGUGUAAAAACAGAAAGAGAAAAGAGAUAUGUGUUAUGCUGGGAUAGAUUGUAUAUUUUGUGAUAAGAGAAAGACUAUCUGUCUAUCCCCAUAGACCGAAGGCUGAAGAUAUCGGAGAAAAAGAGAGAAGAAGAUAGAGGUAUACAAUGUUGUUAUAAUAUAAUUUAUAAAUGUACAAGCGAUCGUAUUUUGUGCCAUUUUAUUAGUAGAAUGUUACCAAAUUGUUUCUUACGUUGAUCGAUCUGCAUUUACGUUUAUGCUUUAUGAAAUGAAACAAAAUUCCCACAACCCGGAUUAUACAGGAAAAAAUAUCUGUCUACACGAUUAUACCUUGACUCGAUGUGACAAAUUUAUUUGUUCCUACGAAGAAAAUAAAAAAGAAUCGUUGAUGGAAU